UGCCUUGCUUUCCAUGACAUUUCCCCUCAGGCGCCCACACACUUUCUGGUGAUCCCUAAGAAACAUAUCGCCCAGAUCUCUGUAGCGGAAGAUGAUGAUGAAAGUCUUCUUGGACAUUUAAUGAUUGUCGGCAAGAAAUGUGCCGCGGACCUAGGCCUGAGUAAAGGUUAUCGAAUGGUGGUAAACGAAGGCGCCGACGGGGGGCAGUCUGUCUAUCACGUUCACCUCCAUGUUCUUGGCGGGCGGCAGAUGCAUUGGCCUCCCGGUUAGGCACGCUUUGGGGAUAACUUGCCCUUCUUUAGGCAGUGAUUAAGUUUGCAGGUUCCAGCAUGUUAAACAGUACAUUUACUUUUGCCUGUGUAUGGCGAGAUUGAAGAAAUUAUUAUAAAAACCUGUAUGUAAUAAAAGACAUCAUUGCAUGGUUUA
Molecule: messenger RNA, 426 nt
Organism: Chinchilla lanigera (long-tailed chinchilla)
Lineage: Eukaryota; Metazoa; Chordata; Mammalia; Rodentia; Chinchillidae
Gene: Hint1
Product: histidine triad nucleotide binding protein 1
Biological process (GO): purine ribonucleotide catabolic process
Cellular component (GO): cytoplasm; nucleus
Molecular function (GO): hydrolase activity
Source: RefSeq, a predicted model, not a curated record